AUGUCGUUGUCUGAUUCGACAAUUUCCGAGUUGAAUCGGCUCUUGGAGGGCCUCAUUUCCACCGAGAAUGAGCCAAGAAGGGCUGCUGAAGAGGCUCUUGAGAGAGAGUGGAGAUCACCUGGAAAGGUUGACAUUUUACUUCUCUACUUGGCCAACAACAGUGUAGAAAGCUCCAACGAGACUCUACGUUCUUUCUGUGCUGUUUUGUUUAGGCAACUUGCUAUACGUUCUCCCAAAAAAAUGGGAACUGUUAUCGAUAGAACUAUUGCGGAACUUGACGAACAAGUCAAGCUUCAAAUAAGAGACGUUUUACUUCGGGGAUUCGUUGCUCCUCAAUCUGGUACUGUAAGGAGAAAACUAGCAGACGCCAUAGCAGAAGUCGCAAAAGAGGACUGCUCUCCGCCGGGGCUUUGGCCGAGCCUUCUCCCUACGUUAUUUGAAGCUGUUACUAGUCAAACCGCGAGCAUGAGAGAAUGUGCCUUUAGAGUUUUUUCAAGCUGCCCUGAAAUCAUAGAUAGUGAUCUCGUACCUAAAGCAUUGUCAGUAUUUGAGGCAGGCUUCGAUGAUACGGAAGAUGAUGUGAGAAUCUCGGCAUGCACAGCUUUUGUGUCAUACUUCAGGGAGUCUCCCAAGAAAGUUUGGCUGAGCAUGAGUCCUUUGUUACCGAGCCUUCUAAAUUCAUUACCACGCUUCUUGAGUAAUGGGAAGGAUGAUGCUUUAGCAAAUGUCUUGGAGAACCUCAUAGAAUUGGUUGAAAUGGCUCCAAAAAUGUUCAAAGAUAUGUUUCCUGUAAUGAUUGAAUUCUGCUCUACGGUAUGCAAGAACCGUGAUCUUGACGGAUCCGCCCGGUUGGCAGCGUUAGAGUUGAUGACAAUGUUCUCCGAAGUCUCCCCAGGAAUGUGCAGACUGACUGCUACAUAUUCUUCUACAAUGGUUUUGGUGAAUUUGGCAUUGUUGACUGAAGUUAGCAUUGACGACGAGGAAGCCGCUGAUUGGAACAAUAAUGACAACACCGAAGAUGAUGAAGACGAGCCGGAGUAUGAAGCUGCUAGACAAUCUCUUGAUAGAAUCUCAUUGAAUUUGGGCGGUCAGGCCAUUGCAGGGCCUUUAUUUCAAUAUCUUCCUGAUAUGUGCCAUUCACUGAGAUGGAGGGAAUGUUUUGCAGCACUCAUGGCACUAUCUGCCGCGGCAGAGGGUUGUACCGAAGUUUUAAUUAACGAAAUUCCAAAACUCCUCGACCUUGUGUUACCUUGCAUCAACCAUCCUCAUCCACGGGUUCAAUUUGCAUGUUGCAACGCUCUUGGACAGAUCUCAACUGACUUCGCGGGAAUAAUUCAACGAACGUCUGGUGAUAGAAUUCUUCCGGCCUUAAUAUCAAAACUAACUCAGAAGUCUGUUUUCAAAGUUCAAAAACAUUCGGCAGCUGCGUUAGUCAACUUUUGUGAAGCUGCACCUAAUGAGGUUCUCGAGCCUUAUUUGGAUGACCUUCUCAACAAUCUUUUGGCUCUUUUGCUGUCGCCGAAAAGAUAUGUUCAAGAGCAAGUUCUUAGCACCAUAGCAAUCAUCGCAGACGCUGCUCAAAAGAAAUUUCUCAAGUAUCAUGACACUCUUCUCCCGAUGCUAAUCGAAUUCUUAAGAAGUACGCUGGGAGACGAAAGCCGUGCACUCAAAGCUAAAUGUAUAGAAUGCGCUACCUUGAUUGGCUUGGCUGUUGGGAAAGAACACUUCAACAGCCACAUUCAGAUUGUUAUUGAUCUCCUCAUACUGCUUCAAGAAGAGUGCUCUGAGUCUGACGAUCCACUCAAGUCCCAUUUAGAGCAGGGAUGGGUCAGAAUCUGCAAACUUAUCGGGAAAGACUUUGUCCCAUACUUACCUAUCGUCAUACCUCCCUUACUUCAGACUGCUCGCGCUGCUCAGGAUGUUUCUCUUCUUGAGGAGGAAGAGGCGGAAGAAUUCAAUAAUAGCGAUGAGUGGGAUGUGAUUAACCUUUCUGGCAAGCUCAUUGCAGUGCAUACCGCUGCGCUUGAUGAAAAAGUUACCGCAAUGGAUUUACUCCGAGAAUACUCUGCCCAAUUAAACAGUGAUUUUUACCCAUGGGUUGCUGACAUUGCAGAAAACAUAGCAAUUCCAGCGUUGGAUUUUUAUUUGCACGAUGGGGUACGUGCAUCCGCAUCUCUCACGCUUGCUUCAGUUCUUAGAAGUAGCGUUUAUGCGAAUGGAACUCUGUCUCAUGAGUCCACAAAUUUGUGGAAUCAAAUUUGUAUGAAGCUCAGUGGAGCCCUUAUAAAUGAGCCAGUCCCAGAAGUUUUGGUGGCAUAUUACACCUCAUUAAUAGAAUGCGUUGAUAUCAUGGACCUGCAGCUGUUUGUUCACGAGCAACUAAGUGUUCUCACGGAUUCUUUGCUGUCAAAUCUAUCUCAAAUUUUUGAACGCGUGAAAUAUCGAGACAGUGAGGACGAUCAGUUCACAGAAGAUGUUGAUGAAGAUCAAGAGGAAUUUACUGAUGAAGAGCUUCUCAAUGAAAUCAAUAGAGUCAUUUCUACACUUUUCAAGAAGACAGGUGACUUAUUCGUGCUGCAUUAUCAAAAACUGUUAUCAUCAAUUGUUGAGACUUUCAUAGUCGAUGAGAAUUCUAGCGUCAAGCUUUGUGGAUUGAGUAUCGUGUGUGACUUGUUUGAGUUUUGUAGAGACUCCAAUGAACAAGUGAACUACCUAAAGUUCAUAAUAUCCGACUGUUUAACUACGCUGCAAGCAGAAAUAAGGCAAGGAGCGGCUCAUGCAAUUGGUAUCGCAGCCCAGCAUAAAGGUGUUCUGUAUGUUAGUUUGUUGAUUGAAUGCCUUCCUCUUCUUUUUCAAGUGGCUACAUUUCCAGAUGCUAAAGCGGAGGAGAAUUUACGAGCAACGGAAAGUUGUCUUUCAGCGAUCGCGCUAAUCUGCAAGUUUCACACAAGCGCCAUUCUGAAUCUUGAGCAAAUCAUCACUCAAUGGCUCAACCUUCUCCCAGUUCUUCAUGAUGAAGAGGCUGCAGUAAAUUGCUACGAAUUUCUUUUAGUCCUUAUCUCGUCGCAGCAUGCAGUUGUUAAGAAGAACCUUGAAAAGGUCAUUGAGUACAUCAUGUUGGCGCUCUCGCAUAAGUCGGUGACAGGUAAAUUAGCCGCUGAUUGUGUUGAAGCAGCAAAGGCCAUGCUUGGAAGCAUCCCACGAAAUGAUGCAAUUAGACUUUUGAGUGGAUUCACUGACCAGGAAUUGAUCAAUUCAUAUUUCAAAUCAUAG
This is a messenger RNA of Candidozyma auris, 3273 nucleotides long. RefSeq lists its product as uncharacterized. The record is from RefSeq and is a predicted model, not a curated record. The coding region runs from base 1 to 3273 and encodes 1090 amino acids. Gene Ontology annotation, biological process: protein import into nucleus. Gene Ontology annotation, molecular function: nuclear import signal receptor activity. Gene Ontology annotation, cellular component: cytoplasm; nucleus. Lineage: Eukaryota; Fungi; Ascomycota; Pichiomycetes; Serinales; Metschnikowiaceae. The transcript has a single exon.